Molecule: messenger RNA, 2195 nt
Organism: Diospyros lotus (date-plum)
Lineage: Eukaryota; Viridiplantae; Streptophyta; Magnoliopsida; Ericales; Ebenaceae
Product: growth-regulating factor 1-like
Exons: 4
Coding region: 179-1933 (584 amino acids)
Biological process (GO): developmental process; DNA-templated transcription; regulation of DNA-templated transcription
Cellular component (GO): nucleus
Molecular function (GO): ATP binding
Source: RefSeq, a predicted model, not a curated record
AUUAUUUUAACUUGACAAACAUCAGCUCUUUUUCAGCCCUAUAGUUAACCAUACAUUUGAUGCACACCUCCUCUUUAAAAUGGUGCUCUCUCCAACACCUCGAGCCUGGCUCUAAUAUAUGUAAUGAACCGAUGCUCCAUUAUCUUCUCCUUCUUCUCUUGUAGGCUGUGGUUUCUGGAUGGAUCUUGGCAUGGUGGGCUUGGAUGGUCUUGUGGGUUCUGGUACUUCCCUUGCUAAUUCCUCCUCAUCCACAGAUCCUGAGGCCAAGCAAAAGUGGUACGGAUCUGCAGCAGGCUGCACCACCCUCAAGCAAGAAAGGUCGGGAGGUUCUUCCGAGGAUGAAUGGAGGAGCCUCAAAGUGGCCAAAACAGACGAUUUCUCGGCUUCCAAACCAAUGCUCUUACAGCAGAGAGGCGGUGGCCCUUUGUUGAGAUCUAGUAGUACUCUUUUCUCUGAUGGCCAGCAGAUGCUCAGCUUCUCUUCCCCAACUUCUCAAACUGUGCCAUUGCCUUACUAUGCCAGAAAUUCAGGAUAUGGCUCUGGUGGAGGGUUGAAUCCUGCAGCAAGCAUGCAUGGCAUAUUUACUGGCGUCAGAGGCCCAUUUACUCCUUCUCAGUGGAUGGAGUUGGAACAUCAGGCUUUGAUCUACAAGCAUAUCAUCUAUAAUGUCCCCGUUCCUUCCAAUCUCCUCAUCCCCAUCAGAAAAGCCCUUGAUUCUGCUGGCUUCUCUGCCUUUUCAGCCGCCUCUCUAGCACCCAGUACCUAUGGAUGGGGUGCUUUCCGGCUGGGAUUCACCAGCACGACCGACCCGGAGCCGGGGAGGUGCCGUCGGACGGACGGCAAGAAGUGGCGGUGCUCCAGAGACGCCGUUCCUGAUCAGAAGUACUGUGAGCGGCACAUGAACCGGGGCCGCCAUCGUUCAAGAAAGCCUGUGGAAGGCCAAAAUGGCCAUUCCGUCUCCGGACCCACCUCAACCGCCGCCAAGCUCCUUCCCACCACUUCCUCCACCUCAGCCUCGGCCGCGCCUGGCGGCGGCACGUCCGGCAGCUUCACCCUCGCGGACAACACCCAGCUCAAGAACCUCCAGCCUGGUUGCUCAUUUCCCACCCAGAUCAACAGGAUUGGUCUGAGCAAGGACAACGCGGGGGAGAGGAUUCAGGAUUCAACGGACCUUUCCAUCUUAUCUCCCACCAUUGGUCUGAAAGAAAAUCGGUUUUCAUUUCCGAAGCAGAACCCCCCAUUCGAAGAGUCCUCCAGACCCGAAUUUGGACGAGUUUGCUCUGAUUCCCUGCUCAAUCCUUUGCAGAAAAGCUCCCCCCUUAUCAGCUGCCGUAGCUACGGCUCCUGCCAGGACCUGAACGACCGGGAAAACGAGUCCCAAGUUCGGCACUUCAUUGAUGACUGGCCUAAGAACCAGAUCGUUCACAACUCCUCCAUUUCAUGGCCCGGGAUUGAUCUGCAGGCAGAUAGGACUCAGCUGUCUAUCUCAAUCCCGGUAUCGGCUUCGGAUUUCAUGUCAUCCACUUCAUCUCCCGACAAUUCGAAGCUCGCGCUUUCGCCGCUGAGAUUGUCUCGAGAGCUCGAGAUGGGGCUGGGCGUGGGCAGCGAAACGAACCAGAAGCAAGCAAAUUGGAUUCCCAUUUCUUGGGAGACUUCCAUGGGCGGCGGCCCUCUUGGAGAGGUUUUGAAUAGCAGUAACAGCGGCACCGGCGACGGGAAGAGCUUGUCGGCCCUGAACCUGAUGACUGAGGUGGCGUCGCCGACCGGGGUCCUGCAGAAGAUAACGUUUGGGUCGCUUUCGAACAGCAGCGCGGGGAGCAGCCCGACGGCAGAGAGCCACAAGGCGCAUGAAGGGGCGGCCAGCAGCAGCCUCUGCAAUGACCUUCUCGGCUCGACGACUCUUGUGAGUUCGUCCUCCUUGCCGGCGUUGUAGGAAGGAAGGGAAGCCAGCCAGCCGUGGAAAGAAGCCCCCCUCCGACUCUUUUGAGUGUUUGAUUGAUGUGGGUGAAAUGGACAUUGCAAUAAUAAUAUUAGCUUAGCUUAGCUUAGCUUGUUCUUCUAGAGUUUGAAUUUGUUAAUUUCUGAAAGAGUUCUGUUACUGUUUUUAUCUCAUGUUAUGGCGAACUUGACUCAUCCCUGUCGGCCAUUUUAGCUCUGAAUCUUAAUCAAUCUUGGUUUUGCCUUGUUUCGUUUGA